CAAACCAGAACCUUUUCUGAAUGUCGUGGUUCUUCGUGGGUCACUCGUAGUGAGCUGGCAAGCCCUUAAUUCCAUGUGAGUACGUACUGUACUGCAUCUCCUUCCUACGGCACCCAAAGAAAGAUGACAGAGGUGAGAAGCCGCUUUGGUCUUUGGUCUGGAAACUCUGGUUCUGUGGAACGACAGCGGCUUUACAACCAAUCCUCGCACCACUACUUUACACAAUCGCACCAGCAUGAAACGAGAGAGCGGUGCAGCAGCAAAGGCCCGCCACAAGUCAGCUGCCAUGUUGUUGGUGGAUUAUACCCGCACUCGUGCUGUGGUUGGCUCUACGGAGCAACGGCGGAGGACGAUUCCCGUGCCGACCAAGGUUUCGAAACGGUCUCUGCCGUGUCGAAGAGCAACCUAUGGCGGCCAUCAUCAGUAUCGCAGGUCCAUGUCCUUGAUGGAAACCCAGCCGGAAGUGGACGAGGAAGAAGAGCUCGAGGACUCCAAGAGCCGCAUCAACUUUCGCAUCAAACGACGGAGUAGCAUGGGGGCGUCCUAUACUCGGGAUCAUACGAGUAGUAGCAUUAGUACCACCACUGAGCACGAGCCAACCUACGCGGAGAAGUUUCAAAAGUCCUUGACCGACCUCUUUGCCGAAGAAGACGAGGAGGAAGAGGAACCAGUCAACGGGGACGACAGCUUUUUCUGGACCAAGUGCAACGAGCUGGACAUGACGGAGCGCACAGAAGGGGAAACAACGAUCACAUCCACAGUAGCGGCGGAAGAUGAUUUGGGCCCCUCCUGUCACUUUGUGGAUACCCGCAAGUUUAACAAGGGCAAGUUGGGGAUGAUAGUGUCAACGAUUGAUGCUGUUGGUCCUGCUAAAACUGAGGAUGAUGAUUGCCAUCCUCAGACUCUUCUUAGCACGGACAAGAAAACUGAGGAGGAAGGAGAAAGCAACUACGUGGACACUAGCAAGUUUUGUCGGGGACGCAAGCAACCAGAGCCAGAAUCUCCCGCAUCUACUACUACAAAGCAGCAAGCAAGAGAUCUUCCAAGGGAUUUAGCGCCUCCACUUUCUGCUAGUAGUGCUCAGAGACCUACGUUCUGGAGGAGGAUGAGCCAACAGAGAAUGGGAGAAGAGGAGACCACCAAGGAUCACACCCGCCGACGAUUGACAAGACUCUCCUCGCUCAAAAAGAUGCAAGAGUCUUCCAUGAGUGACAUCAACACUACUAUUAUAGGUUCGAGACGACAAGCGCGACAGCAAGCUCUGGCCCGAAGCUCCUCGAUGAAGCAGACCAGCUUGCGUGAAGUUUCAGAGACCGGCGCUCUGCCGCGAAGUUCCUCCAUGAAGAGUUUCAAGCGCAGUGAACUCUCAGAGUCAGAUCACCGACGGGAAAACCAACGCAUGAAGCGAGUUCAUUCGCUCCGAAAUGUCAUGGGAGAUAUUUCGGAUCCUUCUCAAGAAGCAUCUUCCAACAACGACAGUAUUACAUUGGACUUUAACAAUUCUCUCGGUAACCUGGCAACUAAUAGACGAACCACCAAGCCCAAGAGGAACUUUUCCACACUCAACUUUGCGGGAGAUUUCCAGUCGGGACCUCGACUAGACAGGAGAGCGGGAUUGUUGGGCACCAGGGGAGUUUCAUCAAUGGGAAACUUGGCUAGGGACCUCAUGGACGACAAGUCCUCGAGAAACCACUACUACAAAGGUUGCUCGAUGAGAAAUCUCAUGAGUGAUUCAUUUCGGACGUUGGGGUCGUUGUUGAAACAGACAUCCGAGAGGAACCUCCUCAAUGAAUCAAAGCGAACAUUGAACAAUGAGUCGAUUUCAAGGUUGAACAUGAUGAGGCAGAUUUCGGGUAGAAACUUGGUCCGCGAUGUCUCUGCGAGGAGCCUCCUCCCGGACUGUUCGGAACAAGUUCUGGAAGUGGACAGAUUGAACAUGAUGAGGCAGAACUCCAACAAAAACAUCCUGAAGCGGGACUCUACGCGCAAGCUGAUGAUGGACCUGUCGGAACAAGCCAUGGACUUCUCGGCAAGGGCUGGUAGCAGGAGAAAUCUUUUGCGACAAGACUCGAACAGGAGCAUGUCAAAGGAUCCAUCAUCCAGGCGCCAAGCGAUGGACUUCUCGGCAAGGGCUACUGGCAACAACAGAAAUCUUCUGCGACAAGACUCGAACAGGAGCAUGUCAAAGGAUCAGUCAGCAAUCAGGCGCCAAAACAGGAGGCUACUAAACAGGAAAAGUGCUUCCAUGAGAAACUUGGAUGGUUCGGCAUACGAAGGGUCUCAGCGCCGCCGUCUUGGUUUUUCCAACAGUUUUCGUGGUUUAUGUAGUGCCGCCGAGGUUGAUAUUGAACCGGACACGGGGAAGCGAGGGUUGGCACGUUGCAGAAGUGACUUGGAGACACUGCAGAGUCGAAGAGCUUCAUCAGGGAAGAAGGAGAAGAGAGAACCAGCGGAAGAAGAGCAAGGGGACAACCGUCUUGCGCUGUUGGUUGGAAGCACCAUAUCGUUUCGAUCCAAUUCAAGCCGGAACCUUUGCCGAUCCAAUUCAGGACAAGACGGUUCGCCCAAGCAGCUUGCCGCACGUGCAUCAUAA
This is a messenger RNA of Seminavis robusta, 2593 nucleotides long. Lineage: Eukaryota; Bacillariophyta; Bacillariophyceae; Naviculales; Naviculaceae. The record is from the annotation of a GenBank genome assembly.